Molecule: messenger RNA, 1431 nt
Organism: Ziziphus jujuba (common jujube)
Lineage: Eukaryota; Viridiplantae; Streptophyta; Magnoliopsida; Rosales; Rhamnaceae
Product: F-box/FBD/LRR-repeat protein At4g26340-like
Exons: 4
Coding region: 1-1431 (476 amino acids)
Molecular function (GO): protein binding
Source: RefSeq, a predicted model, not a curated record
AUGAUGAAGGCGAAUUUGCUUCAUGGUCGUCGAUCCCGAGUACGGAACAACAAGAAGAAAAAGAAGAAAGAUAAGCAAUUUAAUAAUGAGGAUGAUGAUAGAAUCAGUGAAUUGCCAGAGGAUAUAAUGGUGAGGAUAGUUUCAUUGUUGCCGCUGAAAGAGGCAGCGGCUACAAGUAUCCUUUCCAAGCGAUGGCGCAACAUCUGGACCUUUACAACGAAUCUCGACUUCCAUGAUGAACAAACUGUCAACUACUUGUUUAAUUUACCAAGAGAAGAUUAUCAUACACUAAUCAACCACGCGAGGCUAAAAUACAUCGACGGAGUAAAUAGAGUAAUUACAAAGCUCAGCAGCAAAACCAACAACACGUUGGUAGGCGGCCUCAUCAAUCGGUUUAGGAUCAAUUUCGAUCUGUGUCGUAGCUUUUCAUAUUCCAUUGAUAAUUGGAUUGAGUUUGCUAUGAAAAACAGAGUUCAAGUUCUUGAGUUGCUGUUUUAUAGAUAUGGUGGCCUUGCAAGAAUGCCCGACAGCUUGUAUACUCUUGGCAAAAAUCACUUUGAUCCCAAGACUCUUAAGUCCCUCAGAGUUCUUAACUUAGCAUCCGUUGACAUCAGUGGAGAGGUUUUGGAGUGGUUGUUGUCUAAUUGUCCUCUUCUUGAACGAUUACAAGUUGCUGGUUCUGACGGUAAUUUGGUCAAUUUAAGGAUUCUGGGAGUGCCUUUGAAGCAUUUAGAGAUUCGGGGAUGUUGUAUCAGAAAGCUUGAAAUCCUUGAUGCUCAAAACCUUGUUUCAUUACACAUCCAAACCACUUAUUGUUUUCGUACAUUCGUCUUGAAGAAUGUACCUAAGCUUGUUGACCUAUUCUUUGAUAUCAAUUUCAGUCUGGACGGCGAACAUCUUGGCCGUAACUUCUCCUUACUUUCAUCUUGUCUCUCUCAGCUGCAGAUUCUCCACCUAGAUCUUAGUAUAUACAAACAUUUAAGGAAUGUCGUAUAUCCUGUCUUAUCAAAUCUCAAGCAGCUGAAGUUGAUAUUUGGUGCAACUAAAAAUCUCACUAGCUUGCUUUCUGUAAUUAUUUCUUUUCUCAAUGCGUCUCCUCGCUUGCAGAGACUUGAGUUAAUGAUGCUGUCGCAGAAAUAUUAUGAUCAAAUGCGUAGAUUUAAAAUUGAACCAACAAAUUGCCCUCUCAAAGAAGUGGAAAUAUUAGGCUAUUCAGGUAGUCCAACUCACGAUCAACUUAUCAUGUACCUUGCAGAGAAUUUGGUUGCAUUACAGAAAAUCAUUGUCCAUCCUUCUGAAUUUGAUAUCAACCAAGUCUUCAAACUAAACAAGGAUGACAAAACCAUAAGGGAGGAAGAGAAGGUCAGAGAUCAUGCUAUGCAACAUAUUAAACAAGAGAUUCCUACUACUAUAGAAUUCGUUUGCCUUUAA